Molecule: messenger RNA, 1740 nt
Organism: Sesamum indicum (sesame)
Lineage: Eukaryota; Viridiplantae; Streptophyta; Magnoliopsida; Lamiales; Pedaliaceae
Source: RefSeq, a predicted model, not a curated record
CAUAAAAGGACUGAAGUCUCAACAAAGCGCGCACAAAGCAAAGUUACGACUGCGAGCACAUACUCUUCCUUCAGCCAUGGCGGAUUCGGACCCUAUGUCCAGUGUUUGUAUCGGCUGGGAGAUUGAAUUUUGGACAUUCCAUGGUUGUAUCUGCAAUCUAUUUGUUUUCUUCCCAUUAAAAGGGAAAUCUUGAACAAUGGGUUCUUUUGCGGUCGCUUGCCAGUCCUGGAUCGUUUUGGCUUUGAACUUUUUCUCAUCCGUAUUUACUGCAAUGUAAUUAGUGCCCGGAUAUUGAUGUAUCCCUGUUUUGAUUUUUGGGUAGUCAAAAGAUGUACAUUCACAAGCUAAUGGUAGGGUUGGGGUUUCGGGAAUUUAAUUGUUCUGAAAUUUGUAGCCAAUACAGCAGAGAUACAUUUACAGAAUUUUAAGUUAGUUUAAUUUUCAGGUGACUUUUUCUUUAUUUUUAAUUUUUUUAAUUCUUUCUGGGUUUGGUUUUGAUAAAUGGCACCGAACUAUAAUUACAGCCUCUUUCUCUUCACAGUGAUAAAAUUGUAAGUUCGGAUCAUGUUCUUGAGUAUAGUGAAUUUUUCAGGGGUUUUUGGAUUCCUCGUGAAAUCUUUUUAGGAUUACCAUCAUUCCGUCAUGAUUUAAUUCCACGGAUAAAUAAUUCAAGAUAUAAUAAAGGAAGUGCAGAAAAGAUGGAUGGUGGUGGAGCAGAGUCCUUGCAAGAAGAUGUUCACGCUCCCUCCUCACAGGCUCAGCCUGAAGAAAUAGAGAGACAAGCUCGUGUAGAUGCUGUGUGGCAACAAAUGAAUAAAGGAGUUUCUGCCAAAACUCUGAAAUCCAUUUUGGAAAAUCAGAGUUCAGUCGCAAACAAGCCUCGUCAAAAAAAUCCUGGGAGUAAAUCAUCAACAGGUUGGAAGACUUAUCUGGGUUUGGGAUUAAAGAAGACACCAUCUCCUGAAAAAGGGGUGCCAGAAAAGCGUCCAAGCAUCAGUCAAAAUGGCGCCAGUGAAGAUGCCAAAAAACUUGCUGCUGCUGCUCUUUCAGCAGUUAAGGAUGCUGCUGCUGCUGCUGCCAAUGCAGGAAGGGGGAAAGUUGAGAUCACUGAAGUUCGAGAUUUUGCUGGUGAGGAAAUUGAAGUUAAGAAGCUUGUUGAUGCUGCAUCUAAAGAGGCAGCUGAGAAAGGUAAAGGUGCAGCGGGUGCCACUUCUGCUGUUGAUGCUGUUCUAGAACAGAUAAAAAAGAAACCUAAACUUAGCGUGCUCGAUAAGACAAAGAAGGACUGGGGUGAGUUCAAGGAAGAAAAUAAGGGCAUGGAAGAUGAACUAGAUGCAUACAAGAAAAGUUCAAAUCAGUAUCUGGACAAGGUUUCCUUCUUGCAGCGUGCUGAUUACCGAGAAUUUGAACGGGAAAGGGAUGCUCGGCUUGCUUUGCAGGCCAAGCGAAGGACUGAGAUGCGGGAUGAUCUAUGAGAGAGUAGCCAAAGUAGUUAGAUGUCACAAACUCAAAAUCAAGUAAAAGCCUUAUAAAUUAGCAGGUGUGCUCUGUAAUGCAUGCGCACCAGAAAAUUUUCAAGUUUCUGUUAUGGAUUUUGAAGAUCAUUGUAUCUCCGAAUAGUAAGGAUUCUAAAAAGUUCGUCAUGGCUAGAAAAGUAUCCGGUGGGGUGUUUAUUGCUUGUGCAAUACUGAAAACAUUGUCCAACGUUUCUACCCAAGAAAGACCUGUCGUGUCCUGGAC